Messenger RNA from Python bivittatus (Burmese python), 4719 nucleotides. The record is from RefSeq and is a predicted model, not a curated record. NCBI's taxonomy places the organism in Eukaryota, Metazoa, Chordata, Lepidosauria, Squamata, Pythonidae.
CCUGCAAGGGGAGCUAUGAGCUUGCCUGCCGUUCUUCCCUCCUGUGUCUUAGGGGUUGGAAUCGAUGGUGGGAAUGACAAGGACUGGGAGGCCAACGCUGGGAAGAUCACGCUCAUUAAAAAGAAAGGGAAAGUGAAGGCUUUGGAUGAAGAAGUAAACAAACAGCAGGAUAUAGAUCUGGACAUUGAGUUUGAUGUGCACCUUGGAAUCGCUCAUACCCGCUGGGCCACCCACGGCGAGCCUAAUCCGGUCAACAGCCACCCACAGCGAUCAGACAGGAACAAUGAAUUUAUUGUUAUCCACAAUGGAAUAAUCACAAAUUACAAAGAUCUGAAAAAGUUCUUGGAGAGCAAAGGCUAUGAAUUUGAAUCUGAAACUGAUACAGAAACCAUUGCAAAGCUUGUCAAGUACAUGUAUGACAACCGUGAAAGCGACGAUAUAAGUUUCACCACCUUGGUGGAAAGGGUCAUCCAACAGCUGGAGGGUGCCUUCGCUCUUGUAUUCAAAAGUGUGCAUUAUCCUGGCCAGGCAGUUAGUACAAGAAGGGGAAGCCCUCUGCUCAUCGGGGUUCGAAGCGAGCACAAGCUUUCUACUGACCACAUUCCGAUCUUGUAUCGGACAGCCACACAGUCUGUAGAUCAUUCAUUUGAUGGCGUAUCCAAAAAACCGGAAGAAGGCAAAGACAAGAAGGGGACCUGUAGUCUCUCCCGCAUGGACAGCACCACCUGCCUCUUUCCUGUGGAGGAGAAAGCCGUGGAGUACUACUUUGCCUCUGAUGCCAGUGCUGUGAUUGAACACACCAACCGGGUGAUUUUUCUAGAAGAUGACGAUGUGGCUGCCGUGGUAGAGGGCCGCCUUUCCAUACACCGGAUCAAGCGAACUGCUGGAGAUCACCCUGGCCGGGCUGUUCAGACCCUACAGAUGGAGCUGCAGCAGAUCAUGAAGGGUAACUUCAGUUCAUUCAUGCAAAAGGAAAUAUUUGAGCAGCCAGAAUCUGUUGUGAACACCAUGAGAGGAAGAGUCAACUUUGAUGACUACACAGUGAAUCUUGGGGGCUUGAAAGAUCACAUCAAGGAGAUUCAGCGAUGCCGGCGCCUGAUCCUCAUCGCUUGUGGAACGAGUUACCACGCAGGCGUCGCAACUCGCCAAGUGCUGGAAGAGCUGACUGAGCUGCCUGUCAUGGUGGAGCUGGCCAGUGACUUCUUGGACAGGAACACUCCGGUCUUCCGAGAUGACGUCUGCUUUUUCAUCAGCCAGUCAGGAGAAACAGCUGACACGCUGAUGGCCCUUCGGUACUGCAAGGAGAGGGGAGCCCUCACCGUGGGCAUCACCAACACUGUUGGGAGCUCCAUUUCACGGGAGACAGACUGUGGGGUGCAUAUCAACGCAGGGCCGGAGGUUGGGGUGGCCAGUACAAAGGCCUACACAAGCCAGUUUGUCUCCCUUGUAAUGUUUGCGCUCAUGAUGUGUGAUGACAGAAUUUCUAUGCAAGAACGGAGGAAAGAAAUAAUGCGAGGCCUCAAGUUGUUGCCGGACUUGAUUAAAGAAGUGCUGAGCAUGGACGAUGAGAUCCAGAAACUGGCCACGGAGCUCUACCACCAGAAGUCUGUCCUCAUUAUGGGGCGGGGCUACCACUAUGCCACGUGCCUCGAAGGCGCCCUGAAAAUCAAAGAGAUCACCUACAUGCACUCUGAAGGCAUCCUGGCUGGUGAACUAAAGCAUGGUCCCCUCGCCCUGGUGGAUAAACUCAUGCCUGUGAUCAUGAUCAUCAUGAGGGACAACACCUAUGCUAAGUGCCAGAACGCGCUCCAGCAAGUGAUUGCACGGCAGGGGCGACCUGUUGUGAUUUGUGAUAAGGAAGAUAUUGAGACCAUCAAAAAUAACAAGCGAACCAUCAAAGUCCCCCAUUCUGUGGACUGUCUGCAGGGGAUCCUGAGUGUGAUUCCUUUACAGCUGCUGGCUUUCCACCUUGCUGUCCUCAGAGGCUACGAUGUUGACUUUCCAAGAAACUUGGCCAAAUCUGUUACCGUUGAAUGAGAUGCUCGACAAGGUUGGCAAGAGAUUUCCUCCCCCCCCACUUUUGGUACCGAAAAACGCUGAUUUUAAACAUUCUCCUGUGAUCAAUUCUUACUUCCAAUGUAGAAAAACCUUUAUAAUUGUUGCAUUUGUGAUAGUUAGGAGUUGAAUCCAUGAGCUCUGUUGGUAGCAUUGUUCAGUGGCAGCGAUGUCAAGAAUACAGUUUUUUUUUCUUUUUUAAAAAAUGGGUUCCUGUAAUCCUCGUCAGUUAUAUAGUUAAAUAGAAUCAUUUCCUAGUUAUCUGUAGGACAUUCAGAGGGGUGAGUUCUUGCAUGGAUGGAGAUGAAAUUGCUAGUGACGUGAUAAGGGCCCAAGAGAUCGGCCGCCUCCUUUUCCAGAAGUGCUCCGCUGCCACCAUCGGGAGAAUCCAGGUAGAGUUCAUUGGCUUCCAGGCUUCUGCUGGCCAGCGCACUCCAGCCUUCCCCCCACCAGUUCACGUUUGUGCAGUUUGCCAGAAGGAGCCCCACGGCAUCGGUUCUGUGGGCAUUACUCUCUCCAGCCAACUCUGUGCUGUGUAGAUCUAUCAAGCCUUGAUUGCACAGGCCUGCAUUUUGGAGUUUGGUGUCACGCCUUCAGGCCUUGCAAAAAAGGUGUGAAAAUAACCCCAGUUCCUAAGCAGAACAAGAGGUCUGCGUAGCUGAUCCUUCCGAAAUGAGGGCCCUGUCCCUGCAUUUAAUGGGAAUCCUUGGCACUUUUAUCUGAGGAGCGGAGAAUUCAUUUUUCUCCAAACAAGAUAAACUUUCAUUUUUCAAGGAACCUCUUUUCAGUGCGUUAAAGACAAAUGCCAACAUUUGAAGGUGCAAUGAGAAAAAAAGCCUGCUUGAAUUUGUGUGGCUGAGUAAGAACAAGCACCGCGGCUGUGCAGCUCUUUAGUCCUUCUCCUGCUUCCCUCGAUCUGUGAAUGUCUGUGGUGGAUUCCAGUGGCAAAAACGGGAGUCAGAAUAGAUGUCCUCCAGUGAAUUUGGGUAACUCGUGAUGGAGGCCUGGAGGUUCUUCCAUCAUUUGUGAUGUAAGCAAGAUUCACAUUAACCAUGGGGCAGGGAUGAACCAGGGAGUUGUUUUUUCCAUCUGAACAUCCUUCAGGUGAAAGACACUCUGGUCUUCUCUGUAUAGCAUCCUGAUUCUUGAUAAAAAGAAGGAAAAUGUCUGCAAAUUUUGAGUUGGACAUUUAUUGAGGAAGGGCCUUCAAGUACUUCAAAGUCCCGUACUUCUUCGAUCAUCUGAAAUGGACAGAAUUUCUUUCAAUCCAAAUACAUUUGCUUUGAACAAUCUUUUAAACUAGACCAGCCCUCUGUUCUUCUGGUUAUUAUGCUGAUAUUUCUGUGGUGGGUAAGAGAGCUAAAAGGAUUCUAAAAUAUCUAUGGUGGGAAUAAUGCCAAAGGGAAGACAUACAGUAUAAGGAGAGGACCAAAGAUAUGCUCCUUGGCCAAAUAGAUGCAUCAGGAAGGAUCGUCCUACUCUGAUAUCUAGAGGAUGCAAACAUAAUAAAAAUCUAGAUUGACCAAAAUAUGCCCCUCUUACUUCUCAUUAGUUAACGGGACAGUGAUGGCAUUAAAAAGGCUUUCAUUGGUAUACUUCUAGAAUGGAGAAAAGGCAAGUUGCACAGAAACUCAGCAGAAAUUUAAAAUAUGCCAGAAUACAGAGGUAAGCUGACUCUCAGCUUGUUCUCGGCAUCGUUUUAUUGGAUAAGAAAUAAAUAUCCUGAUGUUUGGGGGAGAUGUUGACCUGCAUCCUUCUUUCCUCACUGUGCAGUAGAAGGGAAAGAUGACCUGCGGGAUCCAUUAGUCGGAAGCUGUCUCAUUUAAGGACAGCCUGCUGAGCGCGUGGGCCGUCUCCUUUCAAGUUUACAGCAUGCAUAUUCAGCUCACCACAACAUGAUGCUUUCCGUUCAUGAAUGAAGUUGUAGUUUGCAGUUACUGGUGAACCUGGAUAGUUCUGAAAUUUAUUAUAAAGAGAAGUCACUUUGCAAAUGUUGGUGUUCAUGUAAUGUCCAGGUGCUGUUCUCCAUCCUUCUCAGUGGCUGCUGGAUUCACAUCUGAGCUGCCCAUAACAGUCAAAAGCCUUAGGAUGUUGGAGAGGGCUCUUCACUCAGCUUGUCGGUGCUACUCUAAGUCUGUUGGGGAAGCACACUCCAGGGAGAAUGUGCUGAUCAGGAGAAAUAAGGCCACACGUAGUUCCAGAAGCCACAUGGCAUACAAGGCUGGAAGUGAGGCCAGUCCAAAAGGGGAGGCCCGCAGACAUCUUCCUGCUUCACUUUCUACACAGAGUGUUCCCCAUGCUUUCAAGCACCCGCCCUUGGCCCCAGAGAACCACGAGUCUGUUGCAGGGGUUUCCCUGGAACGCCGCACGAGUCCAAUCACUUGCACCAUGGCCAGUGUUCUCCAUGGCACAUGGCCUUGUUUCCUCUGCCUCUUGAACUCAUUACUAGUUGGGCUGAGCAAAGUGUGUGUGUGUGUGUAAAACUGGAAUACUUGGGCAAUCAUUCCUUUUUUUCUUUGUUUUCUUUGAAUGUACGUAUUUGGCCUGUCUUGGUGGAUGGGACCAUGGUUCGUUUUGUGUAUAACUUUAUCAUUUAAAUUGUUCUCCCAACUUUGUUUUUUGUACCUUGCUCUUUGAAUAAAAACAAGCGCGUAAUCUUCCUUA